Messenger RNA from Dreissena polymorpha, 3114 nucleotides. RefSeq names its product D(2) dopamine receptor-like. Gene Ontology annotation, cellular component: membrane. Gene Ontology annotation, molecular function: neuropeptide receptor activity. The record is from RefSeq and is a predicted model, not a curated record. The transcript is spliced from 2 exons. Bases 194 to 1582 code for a protein of 462 amino acids. Lineage: Eukaryota; Metazoa; Mollusca; Bivalvia; Myida; Dreissenidae. Gene Ontology annotation, biological process: neuropeptide signaling pathway.
CGUAAUAAGGACCAUGCGCACUUAUACUGAUAUAAUGAAAAUGGAUGCUAUUUCCGUUUAACACUUAUUCAAACUUUCUGUUAUUUACACUUUAAAGACACAACAUACGUGGAUCUUAAACGGAUUUAACUCAAAAACCAAAGCAUGGAAGCUGACACUUAAAUUCCAAGUAUAUGCCUGUGAACUACCAACCAUGCCAAAUUCUUCGAAGGUUACGACAAACAUCUCCAGUCAGGUAGACAUGAAGGCAAUCAACGAUCUAGAGAAGGAAAAGUAUCAGCCUACGUUGAUUAUUCUGGUCGUUUUGAUGAUUACUGGGUUAAUUGGUAACACCUGUGUAGCUGUGGUCUACAAACUAAAGCUCAAAAGAUCCAGUGCAAGGGUGUAUAUUAUAUCACUAGCAAUGGCGGAUGUGUCGGUGUGUACUGUUGGUAUGGCUUACCAUAUUUAUGACAUGACACAUAUUGUUGAAUAUGAGAGUGCGGUCACGUGUAAAACAUUAAGUUUUUUAAUAAGUGCAUGCACUUUGAGUUCGGUUCUAAUAUUACUUUUGGUUGGACUCGACCGUUAUUUAAAAAUAUGUCGACCUCUGAAAAGACAGAUUGUGGAUUUUGGUGCAAUAAAAGCUUGCGUCAUUGUAGUUUGCUUAGCUAUCGUGAUUUCAGUGCCAUAUACGAUUUUAUAUGGCCCUAGAUCCGUGCCAUUAAACAAAUAUGAAACAAAUACAACUGGAGUAGAAUGCUUUAUACAAGACAUAUACAGUGUAUCUAGCAAUUCGUAUUUGGGAAUUGGAUAUCUUGGAUUUAUUAUGCUUUUAUUUAUCAUUUUAGUAUUGUUCCUGAUUAUUAUUUAUAGUCGUAUUUGCCUAAAAAUACAUCGUUCUACCCGAUUUCAAAUCACAAUCCAUAAAUCCGUCGGGCGAUGCUUUUGUUGCAAAGUUGAAACAGAGCGGCUUAGAAAUGAAAACAACUGCGCUGUAAAUACUUUGCAUUGCAAUGGUUCAACAAAUGUAAAUGGUGUCAUUGAAUCUCCAUUUAAUUCAACCGAUUUAUCAAAUAUUGAGAUUACCGCUGAACGAGUUAUCGCGAACAAUCAACCACAGUCGAAGGUAACAACUGUGAGAGCAAACGAUGAUUUAAGUAUACACUCAGACAUACUGUUAGAUAUAAGUCUUAAAACAAAGCCUGAAUUAGAUUUAAACAAAAUAAAACAUGAUCAGCCAGUUGCAAGCAGUCUUACACGUCAUACAGCAAAAGGGUCAGUUGCCAGAGAGCGCAAUUCACGAAAGAUAACGAUGAUGAUGCUGACUAUCACCGUGUUUUUCAUCGUGACGUAUUUACCAUUUAUAGCCGUCUCUGUGAUGGAUGCAGUGGUUUCAGACUUUUGGACGGGUUUGUCUGAAUCACACAUCUGCUUCUAUGACUUCUUGUUACGGAUAUAUGUUCUUAAUAAUGUUGCUAAUCCGUUUAUCUACAGCUUUUGGGAUGUUAAAUUUCGACGUGAACUUAAGAAUUUCAUUUGUAAGCUUUUAAGGUUUAGUCCUAGAAGAACGAUUAACCUCGAUCGGCCAACUACACACUAGUAAAAAAACUGAGAAAUACAAAACAAACGCGAUUGAGUUAAAUAGUUUAAUGUAACGGGUGGUUGCAUUUCGUCUAUAAAUAAUACAGUUGGUUCUCAUAGAACUUUUGUUUUCCUGAUUUUGUACCUAUUGUGAUAAUUUGUUAAACGGUAAGCACUAUUUAUGUUGUUUUUUUCACUGUUGUGAUAAGCCUUUUAAUUAAAAUAAUGUUCAUAUUUUGAACUGUAUGUUUACAUUGUUUUGAUAAAAUGUCAAAGUUGAUGAAACAAAUGUUUGUUAAGUCUAAGACUUGACUAUAUAAUUUAAACGUUAAGCAUUAAGUGAGUAUAACAAAUAUUGUGAUGCAAAGACAACUAUUAUUCGUAAAAUGUAUAAUAUACAUACGAAAAAUAAGACAACGAUAACGUUAAAAUAAUGAUAAAAUAAGAACAAACCAUAAUAUGUUUAAAUGUUAUGUGGUUUGAUGAUCAUCGUUUUUCAUGCACAAUUCUAUAAUUGUAAUGAUUACCUUCACAUUUUCGUUUGAAGCAUUUUCAAGCUUUUUUGAAGUUUUGUGGAUGAAUUGUGCAUGAGUUUCACAUUAUUAGUUUAGACGUUAUAAUUCUCAAAUGAUAUACAUUAUUCCUAAUAUAACAUGUGCUUAUUUAUUCGUUGGUUUCAAACUCGUAUAAUUUUAUGUCUACUUACGGCCGAUAGUUGUUUUACCUGCCAAGUUUUGUGAAGGCCUUUACCCCCAUGUAGAAUGUGCUGUCAGAUAAAUACAUUUGAGCGAUAGUGUAUGCCUGAAAAUGUAUUUGUCUUUAAAGUAGUUGUCUGUGUUAUAACUUUAUUACAUCGACAUUCUCGCAUACUACACAAAAAAGCUAACUUUGGCCUCGACCACAUUGAAUCACAUUGCAUAUGAUACCUUAAUCGGCUUAGUAAAUUAUAUAAUUGCUACAAGUUGUAAAUGCUUUAAUCUUACGUUAUUUUUUUCAAAACUUGCUGUUAUAUAUAUCUAUAUUUAGUGUGUUGUCUAUUUCUUUUAAUUGAGACAUGCCUUCUGAUCGCGUGUUCAUAUUAUUCAUUUGUAUUGUUUUAUCGGAAUAACUCUACUAUUUGUUUGACGUUUAUUCAGGUUAUGCAUUAACAUAUCUGGUAAUCCAUGUAUCUAAAUCGUUAAGAAUGUUUUGAAGUGAAAAAUAAUCCGUAACAAUUGAUCUUUGUCACACUUCUACAAGACAGUCACGUAAUAAUGAAAUAGUAAUACUGGCAUGUAUAGACACGAAGACAAAUAUCGUUCGUUUUUUUACAGGGUACGGUAAAGUGUUUUAUUUGCUUCAUGAAUUAAAGAAAGGUUUCACUAUCACUAGUUUAUAAGGUUUGAUAUGUUACGCUAUAAAUUAAUGACUGUUAUAUGCCAUAUAUGUAAUGUCUGCUAUCCUAUCACUUCAUUUUAAUUAAACAACAAACCUUGGUAUAAACAAAGCUGUUGUUAUUAUAUUUUGUUAAAAAUUCGCUUGUUUUGAUAUAUUUAUAUUUAAGUUUAUUAC